Cebus imitator (Panamanian white-faced capuchin) is the source of this 749-nucleotide messenger RNA. Its product is annotated as beta-lactoglobulin. The coding region runs from base 54 to 749 and encodes 231 amino acids. The transcript has 5 exons. Gene Ontology annotation, molecular function: small molecule binding. The record is from RefSeq and is a predicted model, not a curated record. NCBI's taxonomy places the organism in Eukaryota, Metazoa, Chordata, Mammalia, Primates, Cebidae.
CCGGCAGCACAGAGGAGGGAGCUGGCUUCAGGUGCUCCCGCUUCCCCCGAGUCAUGGCUCUGGAGACCGCGCUGCUCCUGCUGCUGGCCCUCGGCCUGGACCUGGCAGGUGCCCAGAAGGCUCCGGAAGAAGUGCCGGUACAGUGGGGCUUUGAUGCUCACAAGGUGGAGGGGCGCUGGUUCACCCUGCAGCUGGCAGCCAGCCGCGCAGAACUGGUCUCCCCAGCCGACCCCCUGAGGCUCGCCCUGCACUCCAUCCAGACCAGUGACAGUGGGGACGUGGACUUCGUGCUGUUCUGGAAGGGAGAAGGGGUGUGUCAAGAAAAAAGCAUCACUGUCCAUCCCACCCAGCUGCAAGGCCAGUACCAAGGCUCCUUUGAGGGGAGCAGCAUGCACGUCCGCUUCGUCAGCACCGACUACAGCAACCUCAUCCUUUACGUGCGCUUUGAGGAUGACGAGGUCACCAGCCUGUGGGUGCUGCUGGCGAGAAGAGUGGUGGAGGACCCCACAUGGCUGCGGAGAUACCUGGAGUUUGUGGAGAAAUUCCAGCUGCAGAGAGCCCCGGCCUUCAACACAGAUGGUGAGCGCUGCCCCAGCCACGUCCUGCAGCGGGACGGGAGGAGGGCACCUGGGUCUGGAGCCUCAUCUACCCAGCCGGCACCACGGAGGGUGAAGUCAACCCCCACGCCCCUAAUGGCCAGGCCUGUGCUGGCUGCUGAGGAGCUACUGGAGCUCACCAGCCCCGUGUGA